CUGAUGACGGUGAUAGGGAUGUAAUUUUGUCAUCUAGUAAUGAUGUAUCUCGUAAUGCUGUAUCUAGUAAUGCUGAAUCUAGUAAUGCUGAAUCUAAUAAUGCUGUAUCUAAUAGUGUUGUAUCUAGUAAUGCUAUUAUAUCUAGUGACGAGUCUUUUAGUUUGAAAGUUCUCGAAAAUGAUAAAUUUGAAAAUUUUGCAUAUGCAAAUGAAGCUAAUGGAGCUGAAAAGGAUGAGCAUGAAGCAUUUUCUGCUGAUAAAAUUGUGAGUCAAUAUGUUCCUAUAGUUGGUACGGUGAAAAUUUUAGUUGAAGCAAUUUAUAAAAUUUAUGAGAAUGCGGA
Molecule: messenger RNA, 340 nt
Organism: Racocetra persica
Lineage: Eukaryota; Fungi; Glomeromycota; Glomeromycetes; Diversisporales; Gigasporaceae
Source: the annotation of a GenBank genome assembly